This is a messenger RNA of Stegastes partitus (bicolor damselfish), 776 nucleotides long. RefSeq names its product ras-interacting protein RIP3-like. The coding region runs from base 206 to 511 and encodes 101 amino acids. The record is from RefSeq and is a predicted model, not a curated record. NCBI's taxonomy places the organism in Eukaryota, Metazoa, Chordata, Actinopteri, Pomacentridae. The transcript is spliced from 2 exons.
UGACUCUCUUGAUUCCUGCAGCAUCGACCACUCAAACUGCUGUUCCCCGUUGUUGCAGGUGAACUACAAGUCAGACCUUAACUGGAUCAGAGGAGUGGGCUGGACCCCUCCUGGCUCCCACAAGGCCGAGCUCGCCCGCCGGGCUGCAGAGCUGGGUCUGGCCGAGGGAGUUAGCACCGACGAAGCUAUCUCAAAGUAUCAGCACAUGAUGAUGCUGCACCACCAGCAGCAGAUGGAGGAGCAGCAGCAGCAGCAGCAACAGCAAACGUCCGAGCAGGUGGAGACCAGCGAGGAGAUUCAACAAGGCGUCAACAUGGAUGCCAUGGAGGUCCUGCACGUGAAGAGGAAGAAGACCAUCCAGACUGUUCAGAAAAAGUCCACCACCACCACAACUUCCUUCAGAUCAAUGGAGAAGAAGUCCAGCACCACCUCGUCCUCCUCAUCAGCUGCCCUCCAGAGCACAGUCAAGAUGUCCUCGUCCAGUAAAGCUGCCGCGAUAGAGGACGCGUAGUUUGGAGUAGAUUUUUAGCAAUUAUAGUGUUUAGAGACAGUUAAAGAUGGUCGCUUUCGGAAAGUGUUUUUGACGUUUACUGAGUGGUUUAUUUUACUACUUUGAUGAAAUGACCAUUGUGACUCUGUAGUUACGUGAGACAGAGCCGCUGUAGGUGCAACAACGAACUGUAAUGCACAGAAUAGUUCAUAUGAUUACAAAAGGGGAUUAAGCAUGUUGAACCAGAGUGGGACUUGUCAUGUUGGUUGAAAAAGGUUGUCUAUGU